AGUUUACUCAUCCUAACCCUAUUUUUCUACGGCAAUUCCUCCAAGAAGCAUAAUCGAAGCUUGCAGAUUCUCUCGAUCUCAUACGCAGCCAUGGGGAUUGAUUUACUCGGAAACGCUUCUUCUCAAAAACCCAGAUGGGGCGAGCUCGAAGAAGAGGACGACGGCAGCGAUUAUGAUUUCUUGUUGCCGCCCAAACAGGUUAUUGGACCGGACGAACAUGGGUUGAAGAAGGUGAUAGAGUACAAGUUCAACGAUGACGGUAAUAGGGUUAAGAUAACUACCACCACGCGCGUCCGUAAGCUCGCUAAUGCUCGGCUCAGCAAGCGCGCUAUUGAGAGGCGGUCAUGGCCUAAGUUCGGCGAUGCUGUCCGUGAGGACGUCGGCGCAAGGUUAACUAUGGUUUCCACUGAGGAAAUCAUCUUGGAGCGACCUAGGGCUCCAGGUACCAAAGCUGAAGACUCAAAUGCAUCUGGAGACCCAUUGGCCCAAAUGUCGAAAGGAGGAGCUGUUCUUAUGGUUUGUAGGACUUGUGGGAAGAAAGGUGACCACUGGACCUCAAAGUGCCCCUACAAGGAUCUCGCCCAGCCAACUGAAACCUUUGUUGAGAACCCAAACCCUGCAGAUUCUUCUGCAACCGGUGCUUCUGGUGCCACCAAAGGUACUUAUGUCCCACCCACUAUGCGUGCUGGUGCGGUUAGACCUACUGCUGGUGCUGACAUGAGACGAAGGAAUGAUGAGAACUCGGUUCGGGUCAAUAACCUUUCUGAGGACACCCGAGAGCCUGACCUGCUUGAGCUGUUCCGGCCUUUUGGCAAUGUGUCUCGUGUUUAUGUUGCUAUGGAUCAGAAGACAGGGAUGAGCCGAGGUUUUGGGUUUGUUAAUUUCGUGAGGAGGGAAGAGGGUGAGAGAGCUAUCGCCAAACUCAAUGGGUAUGGUUAUGAUAACCUUAUCUUGAGUGUCGAAUGGGCUGCGCCCAGGGCAAAUUAGUCUUUUUUCUUGCCCAAGUAUGAAUGUCGGUUUGUUGCAUAUUUUGAAAUAUGGUACCAACUUGAAGGAUUGGUUAGUGUGCAAGCAAGAUUUUGAGAUUUCCUAUUAAUAGUUUUAUUUGUAAACAGAAAAUUAGAUUGCACUUUUCCUUUAGUUCCUUCAGCAAGAUUUUG
Molecule: messenger RNA, 1160 nt
Organism: Cynara cardunculus var. scolymus (artichoke)
Lineage: Eukaryota; Viridiplantae; Streptophyta; Magnoliopsida; Asterales; Asteraceae
Product: eukaryotic translation initiation factor 3 subunit G
Exons: 2
Coding region: 91-987 (298 amino acids)
Cellular component (GO): cytoplasm; eukaryotic translation initiation factor 3 complex
Molecular function (GO): RNA binding; translation initiation factor activity
Source: RefSeq, a predicted model, not a curated record